Molecule: messenger RNA, 1172 nt
Organism: Stereum hirsutum FP-91666 SS1
Lineage: Eukaryota; Fungi; Basidiomycota; Agaricomycetes; Russulales; Stereaceae
Product: succinate-CoA ligase
Exons: 8
Coding region: 30-1025 (331 amino acids)
Biological process (GO): tricarboxylic acid cycle
Cellular component (GO): succinate-CoA ligase complex (ADP-forming); mitochondrion
Molecular function (GO): succinate-CoA ligase (GDP-forming) activity; succinate-CoA ligase (ADP-forming) activity
Source: RefSeq, a predicted model, not a curated record
AUUAUACCUCAACCACCUCUCCUUCCAAAAUGCUUCGUCGUGUCCCUCACUCGUUCGCGACCAGCGCUGGACGCCGGGCAUUCUCGCAGUCGGUCUCGAGAAGGAGCUAUGAUGAUACCAUCCGGAAUCUACUCAUUCACAAGGACACCAGGGUCCUCUGCCAGGGCUUCACUGGCAAGACUGGCACGUUCCACGUAAAGGAGGCGUUGGCAUAUGGCACUAACAUGGUCGGUGGUGUCUCCCCGAAGAAGGCCGGUCAAACACAUUUGGGCCUUCCUGUCUUCGGUUCGGUGAAGGAGGCCGUUCGCGAGACUCACCCCGACGCGACUGUCCUCUACGUUCCUCCUCCCUCCGCCGCAGAUGCCAUCAUCGAAGCCAUUGAGAACGAGAUUGGUCUCAUUGUGUGUAUCACCGAGGGUAUACCCCAGGCCGACGAGAUCCGCGUCGUCAACGCGCUCAAGAGCCAGUCCAAGUCCCGUCUCGUGGGCCCCAACUGUCCCGGUAUCAUCAACCCAUUGGGUUGCAAGAUGGGUAUUCAGCCAGGCCACAUCCACAAACCGGGUAAAAUCGGUAUUGUCUCGCGCUCUGGAACUUUGACCUACGAGGCCGUCGCACAGACGACCGAUGUUGGCCUCGGUCAGACUCUUUGCGUCGGUAUUGGUGGAGAUCCCUUCCCUGGUACCCAGCACGUAGACGUCGUGAAGGUUUUCCUCGAGGAUGAUGCCACGGAAGGUAUCGUUAUCAUCGGAGAGAUUGGUGGUUCGAUGGAGGAGGAAGCCGCUGACUAUCUCCGCCUGCACAACGCCACACGCGCGAAGCCCAAGCCCGUCGUUGGCUUCAUCGCUGGCCGUACCGCUCCCCCUGGUCGUCGUAUGGGUCACGCGGGUGCCAUCAUCUCUGGUGGCAAGGGUGCCGCUUCUGACAAGGUGGCGGCCCUUGAGGCGGCUGGCGUGAUUGUCACUGACAGCCCAGCAAAGAUCGGUCUCUCUAUGCUCCAGGCCAUGAAAUCCGCUGGUCUUGCGUAGGGGCGGGGUUCUUGUUUAAAUCGUAGUUUUAGCUUGUUGCCACACACGUUCGCGUCCGUUACGUAAUAGAUCUCCUCAUCCAUCCAAAUCCAUACUGGCGAGAAAUUCAAAGCAGACUUGAGUGCAUACAUACACAUACACCAUAAC